AGGCUACUGCUCCGUCUCCCUCCUUCCUCGUCUGUCUGUCGCAUUUCGGCCGGAGGAGCCUCGGGGUCGAAGGUUCUGCCCUGCUCGCCUCGACCUCCACCUCUGCACGGCACCCAAAUCUCCGAUUAUCCGAUUACGGACGCCUCGGACACUUUAGCGGACGAGCCUCGCGCGUUUGGAACUGACGGGAAAAAAGGUGUGGAUUUUGGGCGGCGGGCGUUGAGUGAUGCCCGCUGCGCGGCGCGUUGAUCCUGUUGCCCCCCGCUGACCUGCCCAUGACCCCAGGAAGCGGCGUUAUGGCGCGCCGAGGCUCCUCCCACUCGAAGGUGACCAUCACGGUAGACGAGUACAGCUCGAACCCCACACAGGCCUUCACACACUACAACAUCAACCAGAGCCGCUUCCAGCCUCCUCACGUGCACAUGGUGGAACCCAUUCCGUACGAUGCCCCUAAACCAGCAGGUCACACGCGUUUCGUGUGCGUCUCAGACACGCACUCGAGGACAGAUGGCAUCCAGAUGCCAUACGGCGACGUGCUGCUCCACACGGGUGACUUCACUGAACUCGGCCUCCCCUCUGAGGUGAAGAAAUUUAACGACUGGUUAGGAAGUCUGCCCUACGAGUACAAAGUGGUGAUCGCUGGGAACCACGAGCUGACGUUCGACAAGGACUUCAUGGCCGAUCUGGUCAAGCAGGACUACUACCGCUUCCCCUCUGUGUCCAAGCUGCGGCCCGAGGACUUUGAUAACGUUCAGUCUCUGCUCACGAACUGCAUCUACCUGCAGGAUUCCGAGGUCACGAUCAAAGGCUUCAGGAUAUACGGGACCCCGUGGACGCCUUGGUUUAAUGGAUGGGGUUUUAACUUGCCUCGCGGUCAGUCUCUGCUGGACAAGUGGAACCAGAUCCCUGAGGACAUCGACAUCCUCAUGACUCACGGGCCUCCUUUGGGGUUCAGAGACUGGGUGCCUAAGGAGCUCCAGAGAGUGGGCUGUGUGGAGUUACUCAACACGGUACAGAGACGGGUCCGGCCCAAACUCCACGUCUACGGCGGGAUCCAUGAAGGUUAUGGCCUAAUGACAGACGGAUAUACAACAUUCAUCAACUCGUCUACGUGUACAGUCAGUUUCCAGCCCACCAAUCCACCCAUCGUAUUCGACCUUCCCAACCCCGGAAGCUCGUGAAAUUCCCCCUAAUUCCCCUCCCCCCUUUUUUUUCUACUCCCCAACUCUUCUUAUCUUUAAAGUAAUGGUCUUUUGUACUUUGCUUGUAUUUAAACAAAACAAAAAAAGAUGAAUGCAUGGAUAUGUAAUAUUUUUUAAAAAAGUAAGAUCAUACCAUUUAAAUAAUGAUUUGCUGGAGGAAAAAAAAAGGAAGAAAAAUGGUGACUUCAUAUUUAUGGUUCAUUUGUAUUGGUUGCCUUGUUAAAUUUGUUUCUGUAUCUAAAGUGCAUUAUAAGGUACCAUUAGAGACUCAGCAAUACAUGUUUUCACAGCAGGAGUGUAUUAAAGAACAAACAUUUCAGUCUGCUGAGAUGAGACAUUGAUUUGAGGAUUUAAGUUACCCAUCGUUCCCACGAUGCUUUGCGGUUCUAUUUAUUGGUUCAAUCAAAAUCGUUUCAUCAAACUAUUCUCCAAGCCAAGAUAUUUCAUUUCGACUGUAAUAUUCAGGAGAAAAAAAAAUGGUUGAGGUUUCACAAGGUACUUUUCUUUCAUUCCUGCCAUGUUCCGUUUGUUACGAAGUUGCCUAGGUAGGCAUCAUUUUUAAGCCACCUAAAAUCUAGGAAGGUUCACAAAAUGUCAAAACUGUUAUCCUGACAGAUGGAUAAAAGAAAAUACAUUAUUGUGAAAAUCUGUCAAACCAUCAUAAAAGUUUCAAUAAUUGCUGUAAUUAUUAAAGUAUGUUUAAAAAAAAAAAAAAAAAAAAAAAAAUUAAUAAUAAUAAUAAUGUCACCGGUUCAGGAUUGUGCUGUUUGAAUUUUGAUAGCGCUUUUUGUAUUUUAGUUCUUGCCUCGCUUGUGAUUUCUUUAAGCUGAGACUUUAACUUCAGAGGCUCUGUUCUACAAAAUCAAUAAAAUGUACAUAUUUUUUUUUAAUCAAGCCAAAUUUAAAUGUUGCUUCAACAAGGAGCUGGGAAAAAAAUCUUUGCAGCUGCUUUGAGCCCAUGGUUAUUAUUAUGCUUAUGGUUUACUUUCUCAUCUCCACCUGGUGGAUCGUGUUGUGUUUGUUGUAUGUCGCGCAGACAGGACAAAAAAAAUCUAUAUAUUGCCAUGAUGUCAUUGGUGCCAUUUGUAAAUGCCUUGUUUCUAUGUUCAUGAGACUUUUUCUUAAUUCAUCGUGUCAUUUAGCUGACUUUAUAUGCAAAUAAAAACUGCAAGAUUUUUA
Messenger RNA from Ictalurus punctatus (channel catfish), 2381 nucleotides. RefSeq names its product metallophosphoesterase domain containing 2b (gene mpped2). Gene Ontology annotation, molecular function: hydrolase activity. The record is from RefSeq and is a predicted model, not a curated record. Bases 276 to 1181 code for a protein of 301 amino acids. NCBI's taxonomy places the organism in Eukaryota, Metazoa, Chordata, Actinopteri, Siluriformes, Ictaluridae. The transcript is spliced from 7 exons.